Caenorhabditis remanei is the source of this 276-nucleotide messenger RNA. RefSeq lists its product as uncharacterized. Bases 1 to 276 code for a protein of 91 amino acids. Gene Ontology annotation, molecular function: pyridoxal phosphate binding; L-aspartate:2-oxoglutarate transaminase activity. The transcript has a single exon. Gene Ontology annotation, cellular component: mitochondrion. NCBI's taxonomy places the organism in Eukaryota, Metazoa, Nematoda, Chromadorea, Rhabditida, Rhabditidae. Gene Ontology annotation, biological process: L-aspartate catabolic process; biosynthetic process. The record is from RefSeq and is a predicted model, not a curated record.
AUGGCUCGGGGACGUCAAGUUUUGGCGGAUCGUAUUAUCAGUAUGAGAACCCAACUCAAGGACUUGCUCGCCAAGGAAGGUUCCACCCGCAACUGGGAGCAUAUCAGUAUUCGAAUUGGAAUGUUCUGCUUUUUCGGCAUCCGCCAACAACAAGUCGAGAGACUCAUCAAGGAGCACUCUGUCUAUUUGACCAAGGGCGGACGUAUCUCUGUUGCUGGUAUCUCUUCGAACAACGUCGCCUACCUGGCCCAUGCUCUCCACCAAGUCACCAAGUAA